Molecule: messenger RNA, 1029 nt
Organism: Glarea lozoyensis ATCC 20868
Lineage: Eukaryota; Fungi; Ascomycota; Leotiomycetes; Helotiales; Helotiaceae
Product: GroES-like protein
Exons: 1
Coding region: 1-1029 (342 amino acids)
Molecular function (GO): oxidoreductase activity, acting on NAD(P)H
Source: RefSeq, a predicted model, not a curated record
AUGCCGACUAAUACCGCCGCGUGGUUGGUGACUGAGAAAGCGAGCUUCCUCGAGGUAAAGCAGGCAGACUACACAUCACCUAGCGACAAUGAGAUUGUAGUCAAAAACCACGCCGUCGCCCUGAACAUAGUCGAUUUUGCCAGACAGUUCAUGGGCAAUGCACUCUUCCCAUGGGACAAAUAUCCCUGCAUACUGGGAUCCGAUGUGGCCGGCGAAGUUCAGGAGGUUGGAACUAGCGUCAAGAAUUUCAAAGUCGGGGAUAGAGUGCUAGGCAUGGCAGUUGGCCUCAAGACCGGUCGGCCGGCCGAUGCUGCUUUCCAGGCAUACACUGUGCUGCCUGCGCACAUGGCUUCCUCCAUCCCGAGUUCAGUAUCAUUUGAGGACGCCGCUGUCAUCCCACUCGCUAUUUCCACGGCAGCCUGUGGCAUGUACCAGAAAGAAUAUCUCGCUCUGCAACACCCGACCGCACCCAGACGCCAGGAUACAGGUGAAACCAUUCUGAUUUGGGGAGGAGCCUCAAGCGUUGGUACAAACGCCAUUCAGAUGGCAAUCGCAUCAGGCUACGAUGUUAUCUCAACCGCAUCGCCAAAGAACUGGGACUAUGUCCAAAAACUAGGCGUUAACCUAGUCUUUGACUACCACAGCGAUACGGUCGUUUCCGACAUUGUCAAAGCUUUUGAUGGCAAGAAGAGCGCAGGCGCGUUGUCAAUUGGCCAGGGGGCGACCAGCAUUUGCGCAGAAAUCGUGUCGAAAAUUGGAGGCAAACAGUUCGUGGCCAGCGCCAGCCCGCUUCCGCCCCAACUCCCGGAGGGUGUGGCCAGCAAGUUCAUUUUUGGCAGUGAUCUCAAGGACAAUGAAGUUGGCCCUGCAAUUUACGUAGACUUCAUUCCGGCCGCGCUCAAGGAUGGCUCUUUUGUUCCAUCGCCGCCAUCUCGAGUAGUCGGAAAGGGGCUGGAGGAUAUUCAGAAAGGACUGAACGAGCUUACGAAGGGGGUCUCCGCUGAAAAACUGGUUGUUACUCUUGAGUAG